AUGGCGCCUACAUUGCCACAGGAAAGGUCUACGGAACAUGAGACCAAACCAGCCUCUGAUGAUGAAUUGCACCUGGCCCAAAUCUCAGAUGCUGUGGCCCUCUAUGGCCUCUUUAUUACGACGACGGUAUUUUUGAUAGUACUGAUCACUGGACUAUGUGUUCUCUGCCUGGGUCUAGCCACCACUUUGAGUGGACUGACUUCACUUGGCUUGUUGAUUGUGACUCGGCAUUUCUACGUCACCAAAAGAAGCAAGACCAUCAAUGUUGCCGUGGACGGAAAAGGCUCUCCAGACCUGUCGCACUUGCCAGCUGUCUCAUACUUAUAUGUCUUCGGUUCUGGCGGCCACACCACGGAAAUGGCUGCACUGAUCAAGCUGAGCUUCAAGUCGAACAAGAACCAACAUCGACGAUACAUUAUCACGGAGGGGGACCAGCACUCUCAAAAUCAGGAGAAGGCCCUCGAGAGCUUGAUAGAUCAGUCCUGUGGUGGUGAAGCUGCCGGUACAUACGACACUAUCAUUGUGCCCCGGGCACGGAAAGUCUACCAGUCCUAUGCGUCGUCAAUCUACACCUCUCUAAGGUCCGCGCUCGACAUUCUAGUGGCCUUGACGACGAUACCCACCCAACGAGCUCGCACCCCCAACGCCAAGGAGUUCCAAUACCCCCAUGUUAUUAUCACAAACGGGCCAGGAACGGGCUUCAUCGUGGGGCUAAUGGCACACACUCUCAAGGUCCUCUGUCUCGCCCCACAAGAUCGUCUCAGGGUAGUCUUCUUCGAGACAUGGGCAAGAACUCACAACUUGGGGCUCACUGGCAAAUUGUUCUACUGGACUGACAUCCCUGACGUGUUUGUCGUCCAGUCUGAGAAGCUUUCCCAGGUUGUGGGCAAGCCCAACAUUGGCAACGUAAAUCUAAGGUGGGCUCAGAGCCGACGGAAUCACAAGCCCAGCAAAUGA
This is a messenger RNA of Diaporthe batatas, 957 nucleotides long. RefSeq lists its product as uncharacterized. Gene Ontology annotation, biological process: dolichol-linked oligosaccharide biosynthetic process. Bases 1 to 957 code for a protein of 318 amino acids. Gene Ontology annotation, cellular component: UDP-N-acetylglucosamine transferase complex. Lineage: Eukaryota; Fungi; Ascomycota; Sordariomycetes; Diaporthales; Diaporthaceae. The transcript is spliced from 2 exons. The record is from RefSeq and is a predicted model, not a curated record.